ACCAGUUACAGAUAACGUGGGGGGAGAUUUUUUCACAAGCGCAAAAAGUAGAUUCUUUAUUUGUUGCUUUCAGUGAAUAUAUUCAAUCAUAGUUGAACUUGUUUUAUCUGAUGUUAACAAUUAUUGCAAAUAUUGGUGACAUAAACACCUCUAAAGAAUAAUCUCAAUAUAUAUUGAGGAACAUGGUACGACAGCCACAAGUGCAUUCACCAGGUCCUUCAACCAGCAGAACACCAAACAAAUCGAGACAUAGCCAAUCUUCUGCCUCUGGUUCUGCCAAGAGAAAAUCAAGUCAACCAAAGAAAAAAACUCCAGUUAGGAAGCCGAGGAAAAGACCUGGUGUACAAGUUUUGAAAGAUAUUCGCAAACUACAAUCCACUACCAACCUUUCUAUAAGAAAACUCCCUUUCAGCAGAGUGGUGCGUGAAAUACAGUACAAAAUUAACCCACGUAUCUCUGCAUGGCAAAGCUUGGCAAUCCAGGCUCUGCAUGAAGCAGCUGAAGCUUAUCUUGUCAGGUUUUUCGAGGAUUGCAACCUGGCAGCCACUUUUACAAACCGUGUUACUGUCAUGACUAAAGACGCCCAGUUUAUCAGGAAGCUGAGGCAUAGAGAUGGAACUGAAUGAGACAUUAGUUUUUAACCAACCAUCAUGGACUGCUUUUAUUCGCGUUAUUGUAAUAGUCUGUGUUUAUAUUUUAACAUAGAUAUAUUUACACACUGCCAUGUAUUGUAUCCAAAAUAAAUUGUUCACUGUUUUUUUUAGUUCGCCAAAAACAACAACUUUUUUAAACUAAAAAGGUUCUGUUUUAUUUAAACUGUUUGAUGGAAUAAUUUGGCACAGGAUUUCUGGGUUUUUUAAACUAAAUUGCAUGUAUCAAUGGACACCCGACACUCAAUGGCAAUUACCAGAAGGUAAUUCACCU
Molecule: messenger RNA, 924 nt
Organism: Ciona intestinalis (vase tunicate)
Lineage: Eukaryota; Metazoa; Chordata; Ascidiacea; Phlebobranchia; Cionidae
Source: RefSeq, a predicted model, not a curated record